Messenger RNA from Lepisosteus oculatus (spotted gar), 639 nucleotides. NCBI's taxonomy places the organism in Eukaryota, Metazoa, Chordata, Actinopteri, Semionotiformes, Lepisosteidae. The record is from RefSeq and is a predicted model, not a curated record.
AUGAGCGACUGUAUAGCUGGCCUGGGAGCCGGUCGGGAAGCGCGAACCAGUAGGAGAUGGACGUGGCCGGGACCGUGGGAGGAGCUGAGACCGCGGCCCCUCCUCCUCUCCGCAGGGCUGGUGUACCCGGAGUGGGCCUACAAGCCCGACUGGACCCCCGGCUCCCGGCAGAUCCAGCUGUGGCACUUCAUCCUGGAGCUGCUGGCCCGCGACGACCUGGGCGCCGUGAUCGGCUGGCAGGGCGAGUGGGGGGAGUUCGUCAUCCGGGACCCCGAGGAGGUGGCGCGGCUGUGGGGCGCGCGGAAGGGCAAGCCGCACAUGAACUACGACAAGCUGAGCCGGGCGCUGCGGUACUAUUACAACAAACGCAUCCUUCACAAAACCAAAGGCAAGCGUUUCACGUACAAGUUCAACUUCACCAAGCUGAUCCUGGUCAACUAUCCGGGCUGGGACCUCAGCGCUCUGUCCAGAAGCUCGAGUGGGAGCAGCGCCUACCAGGUUCAGUCCAGCCUGCGAAACCAAGUGUCGAACCCCCCAGCCGAGCAGAAUGAGCCAACGCGUUUUGCGUCCAACCCCCUGACCGCUAUUCCGAAACAGAUGCUCUUGCUGGAUGUCGGGGGAGGGAUCUGGACUUUGUGA